Messenger RNA from Branchiostoma floridae (Florida lancelet), 1350 nucleotides. RefSeq names its product ERI1 exoribonuclease 3-like. Gene Ontology annotation, biological process: exonucleolytic trimming to generate mature 3'-end of 5.8S rRNA from tricistronic rRNA transcript (SSU-rRNA, 5.8S rRNA, LSU-rRNA). Lineage: Eukaryota; Metazoa; Chordata; Leptocardii; Amphioxiformes; Branchiostomatidae. The transcript is spliced from 6 exons. Gene Ontology annotation, molecular function: nucleic acid binding; 3'-5'-RNA exonuclease activity. The record is from RefSeq and is a predicted model, not a curated record. The coding region runs from base 111 to 851 and encodes 246 amino acids.
GUUGCUUCCAAUAUUAAAGUCCUGUGACAGGCUUUCAAGUUAACCUGUCAUCUGUUCAAGAACACGUAUUACACGUAUCAUUGCGUCAACAUUACGCAACAAGACAUCACAUGGAAACGUGUUUCCGUUCAGUAUCAAAACUUCUCCUGACCACAACGUUGAGACGUCUGUCUUUCUGUCGCUACAUGGCUCAAGCUCAAAGACACGCACCCAGUGCAAACACCCCCACCCACGGGAGCAAAGGGGUGGGGGACCCACCUCAUGGAUUUGACUACUUUCUGGUAUUAGAUUUUGAAGCAACAUGUGAUAACAAAAAUGAUCCCAGACCCCAGGAAAUUAUUGAGUUCCCAGUGCUGAAGGUUUCUGGAAGGACGUUUGAAACAGAAGCGACAUUUCACACCUACGUUACACCUGAUGUACACCCACAGCUGACUCCCUUCUGUACAGAGCUGACAGGGAUCAUACAGGACAUGGUGGAUGGACAACCUUCUCUCACACAGACACUUAAGGAUUUUGACACCUGGAUGGUUGAGCAGGGCCUGCUGACACCUGGAGUCUCAUCAGUGUUUGUGACUUGUGGUGACUGGGACCUCAGAAAAAUGCUUCCAUCACAGUGCAGCUAUCUCAACAUUCCUGUUCCCUCCCACUUCAAACAAUGGAUCAACAUAAAAAAGUCCUACAGUCAAGUAACAGGUCACUGGGGGAAAAGCAUGAUGAUGAUGUUGAGAAAUCUGAAGCUAGAACAUCAGGGCAGACACCACAGUGGCAUAGAUGACUGCAGGAAUAUUGCAAGAAUACUUGGAGAACUGGCAAGAAGAGGAGCAUAUUUUCAAGUUACGAGUUGGAGAUAAAAAAGAUGCAGAAGCCGACAGUUCUAAAUAAGUGCAUGCACUUUCACAAUCUACUAAACAUGUAAAAGCAAGAUACAUAUAAAUGAAUUGAAAGUAUAUUCUUCUAAUCACUUUAAGAGUUGACAUGUACGCAAAAGUUCAGCCUUUGUAUUUCUUAUCAUUAUAUUGAUCAUUCUUGCCAUGCAUCUUUUUAAAUGUUACAAGCAAAUUAUCAUACAAUGUCAUCUAGUAACGUUGAAGUCUUUGUUACAAGUCUGAAGAUUCUUCAAUUUGUUCUCCAAGGAUCUCACGUUAGUACCAGCAAAAAUCCAGAACCAUGGUUACACAUAUGCAACAAUCUAAAUAUAGAAAUGAACACAGAAGAUACUAAAUGUUGGCAAUGGCAUAUACAUGUACAUGUACCUUCCAGUCACUUUGUUACUAUAUUUCCUAUAAAGUUUAGACUGGCUUGUAUCCAAGAUAAUGUCACAUUGCAAUAAAAGCAGCUGUCUUUCUUUCA